Molecule: messenger RNA, 1368 nt
Organism: Silurus meridionalis
Lineage: Eukaryota; Metazoa; Chordata; Actinopteri; Siluriformes; Siluridae
Gene: dusp22a
Product: dual specificity phosphatase 22a
Exons: 7
Coding region: 310-909 (199 amino acids)
Biological process (GO): transforming growth factor beta receptor signaling pathway; regulation of cell population proliferation; protein dephosphorylation
Cellular component (GO): cytosol
Molecular function (GO): protein tyrosine/serine/threonine phosphatase activity
Source: RefSeq, a predicted model, not a curated record
GUGUCCUGUAGUGAUGUCAUAGUCCAUUAAAAAAAACACACAAAAAAACCCAAGCCUUGUUUAAUGCAGCUCUAAGAGAUGAUACCUCUAUAAUAACUCGACGUAAAGGGGGAUUUUUUUUUAACAUUUGUGGAACAGUUUUUGAGUCUGUAGGACAAAGUUUUCCCUUCGCAACUUGUUCCGUUGAAGCGGAACCUUGUGCUUUGGUGUAGGGAGGAGGAGGAAGCUAGUGCUGCGGAGCUAUGCUAGCUCUAAUGGUCACAAGAAAUCGCAAAUAGUUCAUGUAAAACAAAAUCAUCCUCCAGAAUCAUGGGGAACGGAAUGAACAAGGUUAUUGAUGGUCUCUAUUUAGGAAAUAUAAGAGACUCAGAGAACCGAGAAAGCCUGUCUAAGUACGGUAUCACUCACAUCCUCUCUGUGUGCAACAACGCCAAACCGGUACUAGAGGACAUGACGUACCUUUGCAUUCAUGCCGCAGACGCCUCGAAUCAAAACCUGUUACAGCAUUUUAAAGAGUGUAUCCGCUUUAUCCAUGAGUGUCGGCUCAGCGGAGGGGCGUGUCUGGUCCACUGCCUGGCCGGAGUGUCGCGCAGCACCACCAUGGUGGUGGCGUACCUGAUGACGGUCACCACCUACGGCUGGGAGGAGUGUCUGUCUGCGGUGAAGGCUGUGCGAUCGUUCGUGGGUCCCAACUGCGGGUUCCAGCAACAGCUACAGCAGUUCCAAAGGACGCAGCUUUCAGAGGUAUCUCUUCAACCUUCAGCUCACAUCAUUAGUAUCGUGCUUGGCUCCGGACCAACUACAGGCCCAGUCCAUUUAAUGACCAGGAGCAGGUUUCUGCUUUACUGGUCCUCUACAGCGAGCAGCAGGCCCAGGAGCGGCGACGACGAGGAGCCCAGGACUGGAUGAAUCAGGCUUCUGGAGUUUACCCUCUGCCUUAUAGCCGCUUUAACAGAUGAGCGAUCUCCGUCCAUGCACUAAAAGAUAAAGAUCCACAAGCUCUUAAUGACUGCUGCUCACCUGUAGAAUAACUUCCGCCAAGCUUAACUGAGCUCAGCAAUAUCACGUCCUCUGCCCUCAGCAAAGACUUUUAGGUUAUUAUUAUUAUAUUUAAAUGAAAAAGCAUAGCCAAACCCCCCGAAUGUAUCAUCCGUCCACUUCCAGUCAACACGCAAAAGAAAGACAGGGAUCACACUGAAUCAUUCUUUCUUAGGAAAGCACUUAGAGUGAUCGCAUCAAUGAGGUCUAACACACCGUGGGUUUCUUUUUUUUUUCUCCUUUUUUAAAUAAAUGUCUAAUUCUUCUUUUUUUUUAAAUAAAUAAAUAAAUAAAUAAAUAAAUAAAUAAAUAAAUAAAUAAAUCAGACUA